Messenger RNA from Anthostomella pinea, 573 nucleotides. Lineage: Eukaryota; Fungi; Ascomycota; Sordariomycetes; Xylariales; Xylariaceae. The record is from the annotation of a GenBank genome assembly.
AUGUCGAACAACACCCACCACACUCCCCCAACAAGCCCUUCACCGCAAUAUGCCUUCGAGCAUAGAAAGCAUGCCGCCCUGAAAGACCGGAGGACGCCCCUGACCCCCGAACAAUGGUUCAACGUCAACCAAGCGAUCAAGAAGACAGUCGACGCCGUACUGGCCAAGAACUACGAACUCGACGGUCUCGGGCCCGGCGAGUGGGAGCUCGACGUCGAGCUGGGCGUCUCCCUCGUCGCCGAAGUCAGGUACAGGCCGCUCAAAAAGCAAUGCUCGUUGAAUGAUCCCAAGCUCAAGGCCAAGCUCCGCAAGAUGGCACGCGAUGUCACGCAUGGGGAGUUCCGUCAUACGUACGAUGGUGGCAAGGUGUGGUUCUUUUUUCGACUGGUCGAUCCCGAUAUUGUUGCGCAGUUCCCCGUUGAGGAGGAGCAUCCGAUUGAGGAUGUUCAAGAUGGCAUGGCCCAGGUCGAAGAGGCCCAGGUCAAAGAGGCCCAAGACGUCAAGCACAGAUACUCUGGGCAGGAUGAGGAUGCGCAAACAGACAGCGACACGGAGGCCGCUGGCAUAGCCUAA